Ochotona princeps (American pika) is the source of this 2325-nucleotide messenger RNA. It is a transcript of the gene SLC60A1, whose product is annotated as major facilitator superfamily domain containing 4A. The transcript is spliced from 10 exons. NCBI's taxonomy places the organism in Eukaryota, Metazoa, Chordata, Mammalia, Lagomorpha, Ochotonidae. Gene Ontology annotation, biological process: transmembrane transport. The record is from RefSeq and is a predicted model, not a curated record. The coding region runs from base 80 to 1642 and encodes 520 amino acids.
CUCCCCGCCCCGCCCGCCGCGGCGCGCACUCGGUCCCCGGGAUCGCUAGCUCCGAGCCACUGGCGGAGCCGGCCGAGCCAUGGGCUGCGACGGCCGCGUGUCGGGGCUGCUGCGCCGCAACCUGCAGCCCACGCUCACCUACUGGAGCGCCUUCUUCAGCUUCGGCCUGUGCCUCGCCUUCCUGGGGCCCACGCUGCUGGACCUGCGCUGCCAGACGCACAGCUCGCUGCCCCAGAUCUCCUGGGUCUUCUUCUCGCAGCAGCUCUGCCUCCUACUGGGCAGCGCCCUCGGGGGCGUCUUCAAGAGGACCCUAGCUCAGUCCCUGUGGGCGCUGUUCACUUCCACGCUGGUCAUCUCCCUGGUGUUUGCUGUCAUCCCCUUGUGCCAUGAUGUGAAGGUGCUGGCCUUGGUCAUGGCGCUGGCCGGUCUGGCCAUGGGCUGCAUUGACACUGUGGCCAACAUGCAGCUGGUGAGGAUGUACCAGAAGGAUUCAGCCAUCUUCCUCCAGGUACUGCAUUUCUUCGUGGGCUUUGGCGCUCUGCUGAGCCCCCUCAUCGCCGACCCUUUCCUGUCCGAGUCCAGCUGCCUGCCCGCCAAUGCCACAGUUAACGCCACCUCCAGGAGCCACCUGUUCCACGCCUCCAGGGUCCUGGGCCAGCAUCAUGUGGCCGUCACUGCCGCUGCUGGGACCCAGCUGCGGCCCAACCAGACGCUCCCGGGGCUGACCCCAAAGGAUGGGGCAGGCACUCGCGUGUCCUAUGCCUUCUGGAUCAUGGCUCUCAUCAAUCUUCCGGUGCCCAUGGCAGUGCUGCUCCUGCUCUCCAAGGAGCGGCUGCUGACCUGCUGCCCCCAGAGGAGGCCCCUGCUCUUACGUGCCGACGAGCUUGCCCUGGAGACGCAGCCCCCUGAGAAGGACGAUGCCUCUUCCCUGCCCCCCAAGUUCCAGCCACACUCAGGGCACGAGGGCCUGUUCAGCUGCUGCCAGCGGAAGAAUUGCCAAGGAGCCCCCAACUCCUUCUUCGCCAUCCACAUCACAGCUGCUCUGGUCCUGUUCAUGACGGACGGGAUGACGGGAGAAUAUUCUGCCUUUGUGUACAGCUAUGCGGUGGAGAAGCCGCUGUCGGUGGGUCACAAGGUGGCAGGCUACCUCCCCAGUCUCUUCUGGGGCUUCAUCACACUGGGCCGACUCAUCUCCAUCCCUGUCUCCUCACGAAUGAAGCCAGCCACCAUGGUGUUCAUCAAUGUGGUCGGAGUGUUGGUGACAUUCCUGUUUCUGCUGAUUUGCUCCUACGAUGUCCUCUUUCUGUUCCUGGGUACCGCGAGCCUGGGCCUGUUCCUCAGUAGCACCUUCCCUAGUAUGUUGGCUUACACGGAGGACAUCCUACAAUACACCGGUUGUGCCACCACCGUGCUGGUGACCGGGGCAGGAAUCGGCGAGAUGGUCCUGCAGAUGCUGGUGGGCUCGAUAUUCCAGGCCCAGGGCAGCUACAGCUUCCUGCUGUGUGGCGUGAUCUUUGGCUGCCUGGCUUUCACCUUCUACAUCUUGCUGCUGUUUUUCCACAGGAUACACCCUGGACUCUCAUCAGACUCCACCCAAAACAAACCACUGGACGUGGAAAACUCAGAGUGCUACCAGAGGUAAACAAGCACGUGGGGGCGACGAGCAAAGCCCUCCAGCCAGCUUCAGGCGCCCGUGUGAGCCGGAUCAUUGCAAAGCUGAGGGUUGCAGUGGAGGCAACCUUUUGAUGCCUUUGUCUCUCCACUCACCUGGUUCGUUGAAGAAAUUCCAUGGAGUACUGAUGCCCAAAUCUCGCCCUGGCACAUUAGCAGACUUCUACCUGGCUGUUCCCAUCCCCUUCCCUUGCCUGGUUUGGGGACGCGCCCUGGUAGGAACCACCCAGGAACCCCCAUGGGAAGGUAGGAGCCAGCCUGCACUUUCAUUUUCCACCUCACGCAUGGACCACCCCUGGGUUGGUGAGGCUGAGAAACCAGGUUGAAGUUAUAAUGCUCGGUGAUCAGUGCUCAUAUAGAUGUGUUUCAAAGGACCCCAGGCCAACCCUGAGUUUCUCCCUGGCAUGCGCACGGCGUUUCUGUGCUCUUAGGGCCCAGGCCAGAAUCUGUCCUUCCCAGAGCUUAAAAUGCCCAUUGCAAGAUUGAUUCUUGCUCUUUGGGGCCCUGAUUCAGUGGUAUGCUGGGCCAGCUCACACCAGCUUGAAGAAGCUGCCUGAUAAAAUUGAGGGCUGGUUGUUAAAACAUCAGCCGUUAUGAAAUUUUUAUGGACUUCAAUUAUGAAAAGCUGAGGUAAUAAACACUCAGGACUCCCCA